This is a messenger RNA of Phyllostomus hastatus (greater spear-nosed bat), 5684 nucleotides long. It is a transcript of the gene ITGA4, whose product is annotated as integrin subunit alpha 4. Bases 1111 to 4239 code for a protein of 1042 amino acids. NCBI's taxonomy places the organism in Eukaryota, Metazoa, Chordata, Mammalia, Chiroptera, Phyllostomidae. Gene Ontology annotation, molecular function: integrin binding. Gene Ontology annotation, cellular component: integrin complex; external side of plasma membrane. The record is from RefSeq and is a predicted model, not a curated record. The transcript has 28 exons. Gene Ontology annotation, biological process: integrin-mediated signaling pathway; cell-matrix adhesion; cell-cell adhesion.
GCAGUUUGGAUGUGUUGUGCUGGGGUCCCGAGUGCAUCUUCAGAGGGUUAUUGUGGUGUCUGUCUCUUGACCUUACACUGGGUAUCUGGUGGUAACGAGGUGGAUGCGUGGAAAGUGGCAGCAACAAGAACUAGGUUCUUCAUUAAAGUGAAGCAGGUCACAGUCUUUCUUAACUCAGCCUCGCUGUUGAACACAGAACAGCUUAAACCACGUGCCAUUCAGCCCGUAGGAAGACCGGCUGGUCGCUCCUCUGCCUCCUCGCCCAGGCAGCGCAGGACUUAAGAGGAAGUGUGGAGAGUAAGGAAGUGGACUUAGAAGCUCGGAGGAGUCUGAGUCUUGAAGUGAACAGCCAUAACGUCUUUGUGACCAAAGCAGCUCAGGCACCUUCAGGAGUUCCUUUUGUUUGUUUUCAAUUUGUGGCCUUCUGGUUAUUUCUACGCCCCCAAAGCAGUUAUAGCGCCUAAUUAGCAGCGAAAGAUGUGGUCGGUUUCGCGCCACAAUCCGAUGCCCAGGUUUGUGGCCGGCCUUUGGGCUACACCGGGUCAGGCCGUGGGGCCUCUGCGCUCACAGUGGGGCCACACCGCGGCUCAUUCACGCCCCAGCCAUGCUCAGAAAGGGUAGCCCAAGCCCCUUGCAGCGCGACUCUUGCAAAGCCCCCAGAGCCCAGAGUCUUCCUGCUCUCGGAGGAGGCUGCGAGGUCCCGCCGGACGCGCAUAGAGCAGCGGAGGUCCCCCAGCGCCCCCUGCAGCCGCCGGUCGUGGGUAGACGGCACCUAGUCUCACCUCAGCACCAAACCCGGGACCCCACCCAGCGGCCCGCGCCUAGGAGCGAGGGAGCAUCCGCACCUCCCAGCGGCAGAAACCGGGCGUGGGGUCCUACGGGCGGGUGCUCUACAUCCCGGGCGGCCUCCGAUUGCUCCGCCCGAGGGCCGACUUCCCCUCCCUCUUUCCGUCCGUCCCUCCCUUCUUCCCUUCCUCCUUUCCUCCUGCCUGCUGGCACUGGGCUCGCUGAGCCUCUUCUCUCGGGGCCUUCUUCCCUUUGGCCUGCGUCUCAUCCCGCACAACUCGGGGAUUGUGCCAUUCGGUGUUGAAUGUUCCCCUCCGAGAGCGCAUGGCUGAGGAAGCGAGGCGAGGGCCGGGUCCCCGAAGGGCCACCGUCCAGGAGGCGGUGAUGCUGCUGCUGUGCCUGGGGGUCCCCACCGGGCGCUCCUACAACGUGGACACUGAGAGCGCGCUACUUUACCAAGGCACCGCCAACACCCUUUUCGGCUACUCAGUGGUGCUGCACAGCCACGGGCCGAACCGAUGGCUCAUCGUGGGGGCUCCCACCGCCAGCUGGCUCUCCAACGCUUCGGUGGUCAGUCCGGGGGCGAUUUACAGAUGCCGGAUCGGAAAGAAUCCAAACCGGACUUGCGAACAGCUCCAGUUAGGUAGCCCUGGUGGAGAACCUUGUGGAAAGACUUGUUUGGGAGAAAGAGACAAUCAGUGGUUGGGAGUCACGCUUUCCAGACAGCCAGGAGAAAAUGGAUCCAUCGUGACUUGUGGGCAUAGAUGGAAAAAUAUAUUUUAUAUAAAGAAUGAAAAUAAGCUCCCCACGGGUGUUUGUUAUGGAAUGCCUUCUGAUUUACGGGCAGAACUGAGCAAAAGGAUUGCUCCAUGUUAUCAAGAUUUUGUGAAAAAGUUUGGAGAAAAUUUUGCAUCAUGUCAAGCUGGAAUAUCUAGUUUUUACACAGAGGAUCUAAUUGUGAUGGGAGCUCCAGGAUCAUCUUACUGGACUGGCUCUAUUUUUGUGUACAAUAUAACUACAAAUACAUAUAAGGCUUAUUUAGAUGCAAACAAUCAAGUAAAAUUUGGAAGUUACUUAGGGUACUCGGUAGGAGCCGGUCAUUUUCGGAGUAGGCACACUACCGAAGUAGUUGGAGGAGCUCCUCAACAUGAACAGAUUGGAAAAGCAUACAUAUUCAGCAUUGAUACAAAAGGACUAAGUAUCUUAUAUGAAAUGAAAGGUAAAAAGCUUGGCUCUUAUUUUGGCGCUUCUGUCUGUGCGGUGGACCUCAAUGCAGAUGGCUUCUCCGACCUUCUCGUGGGGGCUCCUAUGCAGAGCAUCAUCAGAGAAGAAGGAAGAGUGUUUGUGUACAUCAACUCCGGCUGGGGAGCAGCAAUGAAUGAAAUGGAGACAGAGCUCAUUGGAAGUGACAAAUAUGCUGCACGAUUUGGGGAGUCUAUAGUUAAUCUUGGUGACAUUGAUAAUGAUGGCUUUGAAGAUGUUGCUGUCGGAGCUCCACAAGAAGAUGACUUGCGAGGCGCUAUUUAUAUUUACAAUGGCCGAGCAGAUGGGAUCUUACCAACCUUCUCCCAGAGAAUUGAAGGGCUUGAAAUCAGCAGAUCCUUAAGUAUGUUUGGACAGUCUAUAUCUGGGCAGAUUGAUGCAGAUAAUAAUGGGUAUGCAGAUGUAGCAGUCGGUGCUUUUCGGUCUGAUUCUGUGGUGUUGCUAAGGACAAGACCUGUACUGAUUGUUGAAGCUUCUUUAAACCAUCCUGAGUCAGUAAAUAGAACAAAUUUAGACUGUUUUGAAAAUGGAUUGCCUUCCGUGUGCAUGGAGCUAACACUCUGUUUCUCAUACAAGGGCAAAGAGGUUCCAGGUUAUAUUGUCUUGUACUACAACAUGAGUUUGGAUGUGAACAGAAAGGCAGAGUCUCCAUCGAGGUUUUACUUUUCUUCCAAUGGAACUCCUGAUGUGGUCACAGGAAGCAUGCAAGUAUCCAGCACAGAAGCUAGCUGUAGAACACAUGAAGCAUUUAUGCGGAAAGAUGUGCGAGACAUCCUCACACCGAUCCAGAUUGAAGCUGCUUACCACCUUGGGCAUCAUUAUAUCAACAGACGAACAGUAGAGGAAUUCCCACCACUUCAGCCAAUUCUUCAGCAGAAGAAAGAAAAAAACAGAAUUGAAAAAACAAUACCCUUUGCAAGGUUUUGUGCCCAUGAAAACUGUUCCGCUGAUCUACAAGUUUCUGCGAAAUUUGGAUUUUUGAAGCCACAUGAGAAUAAAACCUACCUCGCUGUUGGAAGCAUGAAGACGUUAACGCUGAAUGUGUCCCUGUUUAAUGCUGGAGACGAUGCAUAUGAAACCACCCUGCAUGUCAGACUGCCCACUGGUCUUUACUUCAUUAAGAUUUUAGACCUGGAAGAGCAGCAAAUACACUGUGAAGUAACAGACAGCUCUGGCACAGUAAAACUGGACUGCAAUGUCGGUUAUAUAUAUGUAGAUCGUCUCUCAAGGGUAAAUGUUACCUUUCUCCUGGAUGCAAGCUCCCUCAGCAGAGCAGAAGAGGACCUCAACAUCACAGUGCAUGCCACCUGUGAAAAUGAAGGGCAAAUGGGCCAUCGGAAAGGUAACAAAGUGACUUUGGCCAUACCUCUGAGGUAUGACAUCAUGCUAAAUGCUCAUGGGCUUGUAAACCCAACUUCAUUUGUGUAUGGAUCAAAUGAGGACUCUGAGCCUGAAACGUGUAUGGCAGAGAAAGUGAACUUCACUUUCCACGUUGUCAACAGUGGCCAUAGCGUGGCUCCAAACAUUAGUAUGGAAAUUAUGGUACCAAAUUCUUUUACCCCCCGAACUGAUAAGUUGUUCAACAUUUUGGAUAUCCAGACUACUACAGGGGAAUGCCAUUUUGAAAAUUAUCAAAGAAAGUGUACCUCAGAUCAGGAAAAAGGUGCAAUGAGGACCCUAACAGAUAUAUUUACAUUCUUGUCAAAGACUGAUAAGAGGUUAUUGUUCUGCGUGGAACAUGAUCCACAUUGUUUAAAUUUCUUCUGCAAUUUUGGGAAGAUGGAAAGUGGAAAAGAAGCCAGCGUUCACAUUCAGCUGGAAGGCCGGCCGGCCCUCUUAGAAAUGGAUGAGACUUCAGCACUCAAGUUUGAAAUAAGAGCGAAAGCUUUUCCAGAGCCAAAUCCAAAAGUUACUGAACUACACAACAAUGAGAAUGUUGCACAUGUUCUGUUGGAAGGAUUACAUCAUCAAAGACCCAAACGCCAUUUCACUAUAGCGACUAUUUCAAUUAGCUUGCUGAUUGGACUUAUUUUACUUUUAUUGAUUUCAUAUGUUAUGUGGAAGGUUGGCUUCUUUAAGAGAGAGUACAAAUCCAUCCUACAAGAAGAAAACAGAAGACACAGUUGGAAUUACAUUAACAGUAAAAGCAAUGAUGGUGGUGGUGGUGGUGGUGAUGAUGAUGAUGAUUAAAGACUUCUUUCAAAUUGGAGAAUAAGACUCAGGUAUAAUAAAGAUAUUUAAGACAUUGUUUACAAGAAACCAUGAACUUUGCUCAGUGGUCUUUCAAGCACUUCUUUUACUCAUAACCUUGUGACAUACUACGUCUUAAGGCAAAUGAAAAAUCCAAGAAAUGAUAUUCUAUCAGCUCUUAAAGACAGCAAAAACACUAAAACAUUCAAUUUAUUCAAGAUAAUCCUUUGAAGAUAUCAGGAAAUGAAAGUACAUCUGAAUUAAAUCAUAUUGAGGACAUAAACACAACUGGAGAAAUCUUGGACUUGAACUAUACCUUUAAAGGAAUAGGUAAUAAUUCAUUUCUAACAGAUCUUUGGGACUCAUUUGAAAUAUGUUCUUUAAAAAUAGAAUUUUUCAAAGAGCUGUUUCUGAAUUUCCUAAUGAACAAGAGUCAUUGUCAUUUUAAAGCAUAUUUCGCCUUUAAGACCUUUGUAAUACAUUUCCUAUGAGCUUUGAUCCACAACCACUCAGCACUCUGAUUGUUCUGGGCCCAAAGAGCCGACUUCAGACUGAACUUUUAUACACUGGUUUGAGCUGAAUUGGGUGACUUUUGGAUAAUUGUUUAUAGAGCUAUGGAUAAUUACUGUUUAUACAGCUAUGGAUUUCUUUCUUCUUUCUGUAUAUACCUAACUUUAAAAGACUGUAUAUUUAUACGGACACAAAUUCAUGCGUUCUCCUGUAACAGUUUUUCCAAGGGCACCCGGAGUAAAUUAAAAAUCCAUCAUUAGUCAAAUUUUUUGUUUAUAAAAACCGCAGUACUUACGAAUUCUAAUUUAUAUUCUGAAAGAGAUGGUGAUGGUUGCACUUUAGAUGAUAGAUGAUAUUUGAAGUAUAAAUACACUGAUAAUGUAAAAUAUAAAAACUAUACCUCACACAUUUUUUUAAACCAAAGCUCUGCAGGAGUAAGGGGAAAUAUUUCAUACAAAUACACUCUAAAAUACUGAUAUUACUCUUUAUUCAAGUAUAAGUAAAUAUCACAUGUGUUUUCAUCAGUUGUAUAAGAGCAUUCUCUUCUGCAUGGAAUUGGGGGAACAAAAUCCAGAAAUUUAACACAGGUUUAGUUUGUAUCCAGUGACUAUCAAAGUAACAUCAAAAUUUCCAUGAUAUGUGCUUUAGUGGUAAAUAUUUUAAAUAAUUUCUCUUUAAAGUCCUUUACAUUCGCAAAUAUAAUCUUUCUGUAAUAUUUAUUCAUGCAUAUGAGCUAGAUGCUGACUAGAAUAUAAUUUCAUCUGAACUUCCUAUAAUUAUAGGAAUAUAUAAUUAUUUCAGCGGAAGCUUCCUAUAAUUAUAUGUAUACGAAGUUUGUGACCAAAUUUUUAAAAUCUUAUAGGAUGUGAUCAAAUAAAUUAGAGGUCGGUCUUACUAUUAUGAGAACUAUUUCUUUUUUUUCUUUUUUUUUUUUU